Messenger RNA from Epinephelus fuscoguttatus (brown-marbled grouper), 1419 nucleotides. It is a transcript of the gene sparc, whose product is annotated as secreted protein, acidic, cysteine-rich (osteonectin). The record is from RefSeq and is a predicted model, not a curated record. The transcript has 11 exons. Bases 134 to 1054 code for a protein of 306 amino acids. NCBI's taxonomy places the organism in Eukaryota, Metazoa, Chordata, Actinopteri, Perciformes, Serranidae. Gene Ontology annotation, biological process: anatomical structure development. Gene Ontology annotation, molecular function: extracellular matrix binding; collagen binding; protein binding.
GGGUCUGUGUCCAAACUGGGACGUCCCACUGGAAAUGUCUUCUGUGUGAAGUGGUGAAGCAGUUAGAUCGUCCCGGGCUCUGCACACAGCUGACUUCUCUUGUCCCUGCUCUGCAAAGUCAAAGCCUUUGAAGAUGAGGGUGUGGAUUGUCUUCCUCCUGUGCCUGGCCGGCCAUGCCAUGGCUGCUCCUACUGAGGAGGAGCCCUUCGUGGAUGAGCUUGUCAUUGAGGAGCCAGUUGCUGAGGAGGCUGAGGUGGGAGCCAACCCCGUGCAGAUUGAGAUCGGAGACCCUGUUUGUCCCUCACCAUCCUCACUCGCUGAGGAGGAGGAGGAAGUUGUCCUCACUGACAACCCCUGCCUGAACCACCACUGCAAGAAGGGCAAAGUGUGUGAGGUGGACGAGAGCAACACCCCCAUGUGUGUGUGCCAGGACCCCUCCACCUGCCUCCCUGCUGAGGCCGAGUUUGAGCACGUCUGCGGCACCGACAACAAGACCUACGACUCUUCCUGCCACUUCUUCGCCACCAAGUGUGCCCUGGAGGGAACCAAGAAGGGCCACAAGCUGCACCUGGACUACAUCGGAUCCUGCAAAUUCAUUGAACCCUGCGUGGACUCUGAGCUCAACGAGUUCCCCCUGCGUAUGAGGGACUGGUUGAAGAACGUCCUGGUGACUCUGUACGAGCGUGAUGAGGACAACAACCUGCUGACCGAGAAGCAGAAGCUCAGGGUGAAGAAGAUCUACGAGAACGAGAAGAGGCUGCAGGCCGGCGAGCACUCUCUGGACCUGCUGGCUCACGACUUCGAGAAGAACUACAACAUGUACAUCUUCCCCGUCCACUGGCAGUUCGGCCAGCUCGACCAGCACCCCGUCGACGGGUACCUGACCCACACAGAGCUCUCCCCUCUGCGUGCUCCUCUCAUUCCCAUGGAGCAUUGCACCACUCGCUUCUUCGAGCAGUGCGACUCUGACAACGACAAAUACAUCGCCCUGGAGGAGUGGGCCUCCUGCUUCGGCAUCAAGGAGCAGGACGUGGACAAAGACCUCAUCAUCUGAGCAGCAGCUGCAGCAGUAUGACGAACUCCUAGUCACUACUAACGGGACGAGGUGCUGAUCCCUAAGUUAAAACAAAUCACAGUAACGGUGCUAAUUGCAAAUUCUUUUUUUAUUUUGUUUAAUAAAGACCUUUCGUACGUAUACCACUAAAAUAAAAAGCAAAGAAAAGAGAAGCGUGCACACAGUCUGUACUAACAUCACUCCCAGUUAAAGACAAACUAAAGACCUCUGAUGUAAAUGUAUGUUGUUGACGAUAUUCUAUAUAUAAUGUGUUCUGAUUAGUUCAUGCUUUGAAUUGGAGAUGAAUCUGACACGUGACGUGAGGAGACCAAACUGUAAAGUGGAAAAUAAAGUUUCUAAAUAAA